GUGGGCCAAAGCGAAGAGCGUCUCUGACGCCUCUGCGUUUCAUUUGGUGCUCUGCGGGAAGACUGGACACCAUUUGCGCAGUUUGCCCGUGUUACAGCGCAGCGAUAGGGUGGAUUUAAAUAAAAAAUAACAUCUGCAGUAAUUUGGGAUUUUUGACACUGAAAUGUCUACUCACUGGAAAUGCAGCUCCACGCCUGCCUGCUGCUUCUUCUCAUCGCAACAGAUAAAAUUUUGUCCUGGUCGGGUCAUUACUGUGGUGGACAUGUCCUUCUGGACAGAGAGACAUCUGGUCCCAUCAAACUCUCUUUACCUUUUAGUGCCAUCAGUACUCUCCCCAACCCCAUAAGCCAGCGGGCUGAUGAACCCUUGCAGCCAUUUAAGUGCACCUGGGUGUUAGACGUUCCCUCUGAAGGGACGGUACUUUUAAAGUUAGACUGGUCAGAUGGUGAUUCAACGAUCUCACUGCGUUGUGAAGAAGAUCGGAUCUUGCGGAGAGGAGAUACGGCUCUGCUCUCCAGCUGUGAAGGAAACCAAGCCACCCUCAGCUGGACGGGAGCAGGACGCUCCUCAGAUUCAGCUCAGCUGGUUUAUUAUGUUCAUGAAAAUGAAAGGAAUUCCUCGGAGGUUCUUUCAACUCAAGACCCCACUGGCUGGUUCCAGACAGGAACUACCGUCAGGAAUAUUGCUACCGUUGCCGAAGAGGUGGUGAGAGGCACAGAGGAGGGCAGAGGUCACCUCUAUGAAGAUUCAGUGAGGAGUUCAGACCCUCGGUUUGUGUCCAACACCUCCACUCAGGAAGGCAGGGCGCUCCCCUCCACCUCACGCCAACGGGGGCUUUCAGUCGCUGGCGGAGCUGAUAGGGAAACUCUCCCUCUUCCUGAGGAAAUACCAAACAAUGGAGUGGAUGCAUCUGGAGCUGCUCACCUCACUGGUGAUCCCAUGAGUGCCAGGACGCUCCCAUAUUUUCAGCAUGCAGUCAGUAUGGACGGAAAAUCCCAAACACAAAAUCCUACUCUCAUUCCAACUGAGACGUCCUGGACAAACACAAAAGUCCCCCUGAUUGGAACAGAUUUCCACAAGUCCACUCAGACAUCUACACACUCAGACCACCGAGGGUCCAGAUCUAGUGCUCUUCUCACCAUUUCUCCCUCUGAGACACCAGCUUUGGAGAGAACCGCCAGCCUUUUUCCACAUGGUGGCGCUAAACAUCAACACGAUCUAGCUGUUCCCUGGAUGAGGCAUGAGCCCACACACCGGUCUAACUCUGACCUGAUCUCUGCCACCACCUCCGACCCUGUAAAACCCUUCACCAUACCUCCACAGCAAGACUGGAGCGGUGCAAACAUUGACACUCAACCCACUACUCCAUCAUCAUUAUCAUCACAUGACCCCAGCAGGACUCACUCACCCCUCAUCACUGCUGUUGAUCUACACACUAAUCAGGAAUCCUCAUUUACACCUGAUGCUACGCCUCCAACUGCUUCGUCUCCUGACGAAAAGUUAGAACGUACAGACGUUCUUCACACGCUGGCUCCUUCCGAUCAGAGUCAAGCGGACUCUUCUGAAACCACAGAGAGACUCGUGAGCGUGACACCAUCUCCUUUAGUGAAAACUGCCAAAAAAUCCACACACGCGACCUUUUCUACGUCUGACAAGGACGAUGGACAAACUUUAGCUUCUGCUGGCUCUUUUCCUACACCCAGAGCAGCGCACCGAGAGAAAAUCCAAACGUGGGCUGCAACAGGAACUCUGCCAAUCACUCAUGACAACACACCCUCAGGUUUAGCCACUUCAGAUUCUUUUCCACCUUCUUACGCAACCCAAUUUUCUGACAGGACAAGAACCUCCUUUCCCACUGAAUUUUCUACGCACACAACCUUUGUGGACCACCAAACCGCCACUGCACACUCACACACAUCACAAUUAUCCCACGCACACCAUCCAUCCUACACUAAUACUCACAAACAAUCCCAAGACUUUAUCACCACUGGUUUUAACUUUAAAAUAGACCAAAUCCGGCAGUGGUUUUCCGGCAGAACUACAGAGCAGAUUCCUACAACCGGACCAACUGUACAUUCCAGUAAACCGAACCAGUUGGAUCCGACACCAUCUGCUUUAAUUCCCAGUUGGCACUCCACAAAGAGUCCUGUGUUCUACAUUGUCCCAAACCGACCUGCUACAAUCAGAGUGGAGACGGUUGAGCUGCUGCUGCAGGUGGUUGUAGAAGAGUCCAGGUCGGCUUCAGGUCCUGGUUUAGACGAAGACACGGCCACCUGGGUACAGCCAUACCUUCAAAAGGCACCAGGUUUCAGGAGGCUGCUGGGUGUCUGGAGCAGUGGCCAUGCGGUUCAGAUUCUGGUGGAGUUUAAAACCAAUGAAGCUCUGCCAUGGCUCGAUGCAAGUGCACCCAUGUCGCUGCUGGAACAAAUGGGACUAACUCGAGCUCUUCAUGAGGGCAGGAAGUUCAGAUCAUCCAGGAUCACCAACAUCACUCUCGGAGGGCUGCAGGCUGACGUGUGUGACUGGUUGCUGCAGUGCCCAGCAGGAUAUAAAUGCAUGCCAGAGCUUGGCACCACAAACCACAGCUGCUCCUCUUUGUGUCGCUUCGAUUACUGCCACCACCAUGGCAUCUGCACCCACCAUGCAGGCCAGCUUCCUGUCUGCCGGUGUCUUGUAGGUGAUGACUUCUGGUUCAUGGGUCAGAGGUGUGACAUGAAGAUGACUCGAAUGCGGCUCGUGGGUGCGUGUCUCGCCAUCUUACUCAUUAUAGCCUUCAUCAUGGGAGCCGUGGCUUUUGUGGCGGUGCGACGCUAUCGAGCCAUUCUGAUCCAGGCCAAAGCGAACCAGACUCGCAGCAGUUAUCGCAGGUUCAAUCAUUUUGAUGAGCUGUCGGGUCGGUUCUGGUUGCGCUCGUGGGCAGAGUCGGCAGAUUCACUCGACAAUCCUGGCUUCACACGAUCUGAAGAGUUGCUGCAUCUGCGAGCUCUCGACCGCCCUUGCUGUUACCACGACGACACGCUGUCGCUGCCCUCCACCUGUCCCAGCCACGCAGCACGCAUCAACACCAUCUACCCUCACAGCUCCCAGUAUGGUUGGAGGGGGAGUGAGCUGAGUAUGGGGGAUGGUGUGUUGGACUCGGGUAAGGCCAGUGACCUCUCUGUCUGUAGCUGGCCUGUGGAACCCAUUAAUUGGACUCCGUUCCCACUUCUGCAGCAACUAGCUUCCCACAGGACACCCCCUGUCAGGGUGUCAAGACCACGGUCCUACUGUGAGGGCAUGGAGCUGGUGGACCUGGGAAAGAGCUGGACAGCUUGACACCAACCAGAAGAAAUCUCUGUUUUCAUCGUUCUGCAUUGGAUGCAGAGUUUAAAUGAUCUUCAUUUGCUGACAAAGUGUAAAACAAAUGUAAAUAUAUGUGUACAUUAAUAGCUUUAUAGUAAUGAAUCCUCUGUUAUACUAUGGCUGUACAGAGUAUGUUUUUUAUACUGUGUAUGGUACAUGCUAAAAUAUGCUUUACUGAGUUUGAACAAGGGUGGGUGUUUUGUGUUUGAAUUUUGUGAAUUUCAAAUUUCCUUGCAUUUGAACUUACUUUGUUACAUUAUUACUCGGGUCCUUUAAGACCAGUAAAAAACAGUCACUUAAACCAGUAAAGAAGAAUUAUUUGAAAAUGUAUCUCUCCUUCCAUCUGAGCUAAGCCCAUCUCUUUUUAUUUCCCCUUAAAAUAUAAGCUAUCAAAAUGCUGCUGAAAUGGGAAACUAAAAUGACAACAUGCAUAAUUCAUUUGCUGUAUUGUUGUCAUUUACCUUCAUAAAUGGGUGUCGCCUAACGUUUAAAUCCCAGCCAGCAUGAAUAUGUGGGUCCCAUAUGGAUAUAUAUGGGCAAGCUGUAUGGGUGCCAACGGGGUUUGUCUAUGGUUUCCAUGAUGGCCCCACAGGGGUUAGCACACAUAAAUUAAAAUGGGCCCAGCAUGGGUUUUCAGAGGGGCCCAGAUGGUAUGACUCAUACAUGGACUCAUUAAAAUCCAUGUGGGCAGAUCCCUGUGUUGGCAAACCCUGUUGGUACCCAUACAGUUUGCCCACUGGUCAUCAAAUAAGAACAUCAUGACAAAGUAGAUUUGUUUCAGUAAAUCCCUUUUAAAGGUUUGUUCAUUUUGAUGAUUAUAACUGACAUCUAAUGAAAAUCCCAAAUUAAGUAUCUCAGAAUAUUAGAAUUUAGUGAAAAAGUUCAAUAUUGAAGACCUCUGGUGCCACGCUCUAAUCAGCUAAUUAACAAAAACACCUGCAAAAGCCUUUAAAUUGUUUCUCAGUCUAGUUCAGCAGGCUAUACAUCAUGGGGAAGACUGCUGACUUGACAGUUGUCCAAAAGAUGACCACUGACACCUUGCACAAGUAGGGCAAGACUCAAAAGUUCACCGCUAAAGAAGCUGGCUAUUCACAGAGCUCUGUGUCCAAACAUUAGAUUGUGAAACCCAUUCAAAAAUGUGGGGGAGAUUCACAAAGAGUGGACUGCAGCUAGAGUAUGUGUUUCAAGAACCACCACGUACACAUGUAUGCAUGGCAUGGGUAUCAGCUGUCGCAUCCCCUGUGUCAAGCCACUCAUGAGUAAGAGCGUCAGAAGAGUCUCACGUGGGCUAAAGACAGUAAGGACACAACUGGUGCUGAUUGGUCCAACAUUUUGUUCUCUGAAGAAAGUAGAUUUAGGAUUUCCUUUGUAAAUUGAGGUUCCAGAGUCUGGAUGAAGAGAGGAGAGGCACAUAAUCCACGUUGCUUGCGGUCCAGUGUAAAGUUUCCAGUCAGUGAUGGUUUGGUGUGCCAUGUCAACUGCUGGUGUUGGUCCAUUUGUGUUUUCUGAGGUCCAAGGUCAAUGCAGCCAUCUACCAGGAAGUUUUAGAGCGCUUCAUGUGUCCUGCUGCUGACCAACUUUAUGCAGAUUUCACUUUCCAACAGGACUUGGCACCUGCACACACUUCCAAUGCUACCAGUGUCUAUGUCAAAAAGACCUACAUUAAAAUGUGAGUAAAACCUGAA
Messenger RNA from Nothobranchius furzeri (turquoise killifish), 5027 nucleotides. RefSeq lists its product as uncharacterized. Lineage: Eukaryota; Metazoa; Chordata; Actinopteri; Cyprinodontiformes; Nothobranchiidae. The record is from RefSeq and is a predicted model, not a curated record.